This is a messenger RNA of Capsicum annuum, 363 nucleotides long. RefSeq lists its product as uncharacterized. The record is from RefSeq and is a predicted model, not a curated record. Lineage: Eukaryota; Viridiplantae; Streptophyta; Magnoliopsida; Solanales; Solanaceae. The coding region runs from base 1 to 363 and encodes 120 amino acids. The transcript has a single exon.
AUGACUAGGCAUGAUAUUGCAUUUAGUGUUCAAACACUAAGUCAAUUUCUACUAGAACCUAAGAAAUCUCAUGUGAAUGCUGCACGCAGAGUUGUAAAAUAUGUUAACAAUCAUCCAUGUCAGGGUGUGUUGUUGUCUAGUGAAUCAAGUGAUCAAGUGAGUACUUACGGUGAUGCAGACAGGGCAUCUUGUCUUCAAACCAGGAGGUCUGUAACUGGAUAUUUUGUAAAGAUUGGGAAGUCAGUUGUGUGCUGGAAGUCAAACAAACUAGCAACUGUGUUCAGAAGUUCAACUGAGGCAGAGUUUAGAAGUAUAGCAGUUGUAACAGCUGAGCUGGUUUGGAUAUUAAGUCUGCUAAAAUAG